Neomonachus schauinslandi (Hawaiian monk seal) is the source of this 990-nucleotide messenger RNA. Its product is annotated as spindlin-2. Gene Ontology annotation, biological process: gamete generation; regulation of DNA-templated transcription. Lineage: Eukaryota; Metazoa; Chordata; Mammalia; Carnivora; Phocidae. The record is from RefSeq and is a predicted model, not a curated record. The transcript has 2 exons. Bases 37 to 813 code for a protein of 258 amino acids. Gene Ontology annotation, cellular component: cytosol; nucleoplasm.
GGGGCUGUGGACGCCAGGCAGGGCAAGGCCAUUGGCAUGAAGACCCCCACCGCACAGGAGGCUGAAGGACAACAAACCAGGGCAGCUGUGGGUCGGGCCACUGGGUCGGCAAACAUGACGAAGAAAAAAGCCUCCCAAAAGAAGCAGAGGGGUAGACCUUCGUCCCAGUCCCGCAGGAACAUCGUGGGCUGCAGAAUUUCGCAUGGAUGGAAGGAAGGUGAUGAGCCCAUCACCCAGUGGAAAGGAACCGUUCUGGAUCAGGUGCCUAUAAAUCCCUCUCUUUAUCUGGUCAAAUAUGAUGGAAUUGACUGUGUCUAUGGACUGGAACUUCACAGAGAUGAAAGAGUUUUGUCUCUUAAAAUUCUUUCCGACAGGGUGGCAUCAUCUCAAGUGAGUGAUGCAAAUCUUGCAAACACCAUAAUUGGUAAAGCUGUGGAACAUAUGUUUGAGGGUGAGCAUGGUUCUAAGGAUGAAUGGAGGGGAAUGGUCUUAGCCCAAGCACCUAUCAUGAAAGCCUGGUUUUAUAUUACCUAUGAGAAAGAUCCUGUCUUGUACAUGUACCAGCUUCUAGAUGAUUAUAAAGAAGGAGACCUCCGUAUCAUGCCAGAGUCCAGUGAGUCUCCCCCAGCAGAGAGGGAGCCAGGAGGAGUUGUAGAUGGCCUGAUAGGUAAACAUGUGGAAUAUACCAAAGAAGAUGGCUCCAAACGGAUUGGCAUGGUCAUUCACCAAGUGGAAGCCAAACCCUCUGUGUAUUUCAUCAAGUUUGAUGAUGAUUUCCAUAUCUAUGUCUAUGAUUUGGUGAAAAAGUCCUAACUGUUAGGGUAAACUUUGCCACAUUUGUGAAAACAAAUGUAUACUUUGUAGACAUGCAAAAUAAUGUUGCUUUUCAGUGUAUUGAAAGCUUAAGGGUCCCUGUUAAUUCAACAUCUCUGCCAGCAUAACUGUUGUUUUGUUCUGAAAAAUACAAAUUUAUGUGGACAUGACAUGCUG